Messenger RNA from Symbiodinium sp. CCMP2592, 3054 nucleotides. The record is from the annotation of a GenBank genome assembly. Lineage: Eukaryota; Dinophyceae; Suessiales; Symbiodiniaceae.
AUGUGUUCGCGGCAACUACAGAUUCGAUCAUUGGCAGACUCGGCUCUUCCCGUCCAUUGCUUGUCAAAAACAGUCCGACCAAUUGCUACCUGGGAAAGCCGCCGCCUCGCCUUAAGCACGGCACCGCACCGCUCACAGGCAACGGCUGCAGGCAAUUUUGUGCUCAGAAGGCAUCUGCCCCACGGGCCCCUUCCAAGCCUCGGUCGCGACAUGGCCUCCACCUGCGAGGUGCCGACAAAAGCACGUGGGGGCAAGUUCUCCCAGUGGGUUUCAAAGCAAGUUGUCGACGAGCAGGUUCCAUCGAUUAGCCCCUCAACACCACCAGCUCUCUAUCCAUCAGACGAGCCUAUGCAAAAGGAACCCUUGGCUUUGAAGCCGAUGGCAGAGGAUGAAGAGGAGGCUUUCCGGCAGUACAUGGAUAAAAUUGGCGAGAACCGUGAUGGCACGAGCGCAGGCUUCAACCGCAAGGCAUUUCCUUGGUUUACACCCAAAGAACCGGCAAAAGCGCCGACCGUCUCGGCUGAGGUUCUCGAAGCAGCGAUGGAAUUCAAGCCAAAGCCGCGGACUUCCCCGAAGCUUUGGGAGGUGGACUCGGAGGGCGAGGAGGUGCCUCUGUGCCCGCGCUGCUCGCUGCCGGUGGGCGAGUUCGCUUACCAGGGGCGUGAGGGCAAGCAGACUUGCGUGCACACGGAGUGCAUGGCCCAGGUCAUGUCACAGGAGGCGCAGCGCGAGGAGGACGCUCGGGUCAAGCGGGAGAAUGUGAAGAAGGAGAAGAACCGCCGCGAGUAUGACAUCGGCUGGCGCAUGGACAGCGUGCCGAAGAGUGCCCAGUGGGCCGAGCGGAUGGGUUGCAAACCCGCACCGCAGGGGCUCUGCUGCCUCGUGCUGGAUGAAGCCUCCCGCACGGUCAAGGUCGCAGCCACCGCGGAGCCGUCUGCUGCUGUGAACUUGGAGUAUUUGCUUCUGGCACUCAAGGUCCGCAAGACCGCUUCUCGCGAGCCCCUAUUCUCCUUGGACCCAGUGGACCCGCAGAAUUUGGAAAAAACGCCGCAGAAGAAGGUUUACGAGCCGAGUUGGCUUGCAGGAACCAGCGUGGGUGAUGUCAUGUUCCAAGCCGAUUACUUCCUGAAGGAGCUUGCGCUUGGAGAGUACGACAUGCCGGUGGUUGGCAUGCUGAGCGUCUUUGACUGGUCCGAGAUGAAGGACAAGGACAAGAGCUGGGCAGGACGUGAGUGGUACGUGGUGAAGAAGGCGGAGAUCCGCAUGGCCGAGGACAACACGUUGAUCCCACACGUGAAGAUGGGAGUCGAGGCUCGGGAGCAGGUGGUGACGAAGAAGGGCCUGGAAGAUGCCCCGGUGACCCUGCCGCACCAUCCGCUGAAGAAGUUCGCCGAUGCCUUCACGCGCAACUUCGACCUGAUCGCCGAGCGCAAGAGCGUGGUCUUCCACCUUCGAGAGCUUGCGAAGGCUUCGGCCAUGGCCAAGUACCUCAUCGACUCCAAGGCGCGCCUGGACCCGACAUGGUAUGUCCUGGCUGACGAGAUCGUGAAGUCCACCGAGCCGGAGGCUUACCCUCAGAUCCCGCAGCUUUGGAACAUGCGUGGCAACUCGCGCAUCAAGCUCAAGGAGGGCCGGCUUGUGGACAUGGUCACAGGUGGCCAGAGCAAUCUGCAGGCCAUCUAUGGCGGCGUUGAGUUUGGUCUCGACCGCUUCGAGCUCGCCCAGCGCCAUGCGCUCCAGGGGCAAAAGCCGAGCGUGCCGGGUGUGCAGCUGGCGCAGUCGGGCCGACCCAUGUUCAUGCCCCAGCGCUUCCAGCUGGGGCAGCGCCCGGAGAUGCCCCAGGGUGUUGACCUGAACUUGGACAAGUUCUCCUUGUCGACAGAGGAGCGCUUUGCUGGCCGCCUUCCUCCAUGCAGUGGAGGUGUGGGCUCACUGGAGGCAAAGACUGUGCUGGGCAGGGCUUUCCUGCAAGCUUUGCAGCAGAAGUCCUUUGCCGUAAAGCCAGAAGAUCAGAGCCUCCUGCUGAACAUCUUCAAAGUGCCCCAGUGCGAUCGCGUUGAGGAGGGCGAUGCUUUCAUUCCACCGGACCCUAAUCUCGAGUACCUCACCAAGGUCCGCAGCCUCGUGGGGGAGGAGAAGACUCUGCGGGAAAGGCGCAAGCAGCGCUUCAGCGACAAGUCCUUCGCCGUGGCCAAUCCGGGUUUGGACUUCCCGCGCUCCUGGACUCCGCGCUUCCAGGUCGAGUUGGAGGGCCGCGUCUCGCAGACGGCACCCACAAAGUUUGGCCUCAAGAAGCUGGAGGUGGACGAGGCGUUCAAGCGCGGGCUUCUGGAGAACGUCCUGCCAGCUGCCGCCCCCGAGUUUAACCAGGUCACAGAGGACGGCAUCGUCUUCCGCAUCUACAAGAUCGGAAGCCUGGAGGUCAGAACCAUGCAAGAAGCGGAUGAGCCGGAGGCCAUCGCAGUGGUUUUCUCAAGUGGCACCGCCUCCUGGGAGGGCAAAGCCGUGGACUCUGAGGACGUUCUACGUGACAGGCUCGUGAAGUGCAAGGUCUACGUCGAGGCCAUGGAGCAGGAAUCGCAGCUCCACCUCGCCAAGGAUGCACGCACGGGAUGCAACUUCUACAUCGUCCUGGAGACAGAGAAGAAGAAUCGUAUCGUAACGGAGGCGCUUGGUGCUGGUGCCCUGUCUUGGGUGCAGAAUCCCCACAACUUGGAGGAUCGAAACUCGCUGGCCAAGCUGCUCUUCACCGCAGACUGCAAGGACGAGGUCUACGCGCGCGACGUGAAGCAGUUCCAGCGCACCUUGGUUCUUCCCCCCAGCGCCGGCCUCCGCAAACACUAUGCCAAAGCCGUCUACAAGUUUGUGUCUGGGCGAAGCUUUCGUGGAAAGUGGGGCGGAAAAUUGCGACGUUUCGCUCCUCCGCCACAGGGUGGAAACCUGGGCCUCGCCGCUCUGGGCCGCUCCUCUGACUUUUUGAACGUCAUGUGGUUGGCCCGGAAGAGUUCCAACAAAGCAGAUCUUCUGAAGCCAAAGACCCCUGCCUAUUACUGA